UGUCGUACAGUUGCUGGUUUCUAUAACGACAGUCAAGAUGGCAGCUGGAGACGAUCACGCUGCUUGUGAAGUUUUGCGAGGUCUCGCUCGGCAUUUAAACUGUCUUAAUGAAGAAAACAAGGCGACACGAAAGCGGGCUCUUGAGCAAAUCAAGAGAGAGACUGUAGACAAAGGACUUUCCAGCAGCGUCUUACAACAGGUUUUCUCUGCCCUCCUCAAGCCACUUCUCAAAUGUCUGUCAGAUCCGAUGGAAAAAUGCAGAGAAACCGCGAUAACGGUGAUAACGGAGUUUAUUCGUUGUGUCCCUAAACCGGAGGAGUCACUGCCUUACCUCAUACCCUGCCUGGCUCAGAGACUCGGGGAGAAAGAGAUCAUGGAGCCGGCGGAAGAGCUUCGACUGUGCGCCGUGGAGAUGUUGACUCUGAUAGUGGAGGUGUGUGGGAAGCAUUUAGCGCCCUACCUGAACGAAAUGAUCAACAUACUGCAGAGAACCAUCGUCGACCCUUUCCCAGAUGUCAAAAGAGAAAGCUGCAAAUGCACAAUAAAUUUUGCGAACUGUGUGCCAGAGCACUUUCACAUGCAGGCUGAGAGUCUAGUCAGUCCUCUCAUGCAGACAAUUACUCAUCAGCACUCCCGAGUAAGAGUGUCUGUCAUCGAAGCCACUGGUGCGGUCAUUCAGCAUGGCACAGGGAAGAAUGUGGAUGAUGUGCUCUCGCACCUGGCACAGAGGCUAUUUGAUGAUUCACCACAGGUGAGAAAAGCUGUGACUGUAGUUGUUGGCAACUGGCUACUUAACAUGAGAGACAGAUACUCUUAUUUCCACAAACUCAUCCCACUCCUGCUGAGCAGCACUGAUGAUGAGAUCCCAGAAAUACGACUUCUAGCAGCUGAUUUAUGGAGGAAGGUAGGCGCGCAGUGGGAGAAGGAGAAUGAGGAUGACAUAAAGGACAAGAUGGACUUUCUCCUUGCACCACCUCCCUUCUACCCAGCAGGGGUGGAGCGUCCAGGGCUGGGCUGCAGAGAGUUAGUGGUGAGAAACCUCAGCCGUCUUGUGCCGGCCAUUACUCAUGAUGUAACUGACUGGCUGGUGUCCACACGGGUGAGGACCUCUCAGCUGCUCUCUGUGCUGUUGCUCCACGCCGAGGAUCACAGUACCCAGCAUUUGCAGCCUCUACUGUCCACCCUCUACUUUUCCUCUCUCUCUCUCUUUUACAUCUAGAGCCUGGCAGCUGCUAAACUCUUGGGAACCUUUGUCCCUCCCGCUGUUUUCCUCAAGCUGCUGCUAGAUCAUGUGACGACCUCUUACUCUUCUUCCCACCCGUGGGCCCCGAUCAUGGUCCUGACUGCGGUACUGGGAGGCUGCGCCAAACCUCUCCUUAAACCACAUCUCGAACAGAUUGCCAACACACUGGCCCAGCCCGACGUCUGCCAGGAAUAUCAACAGGCUAUGUACUUGGAGCAAUUGUUGGCCUGCGUGAAUGUGCUUCUGCGUCAGUGUGAGUCAGACUGUGGUUUGGUCAGCCUGCAGCUGCUGCAGGUGCUGGUCACUGCCCAGAGUCUCUCCACUGAACCACAUCUCAGUGAAAAGGCCUUGGAGAGUGUGCAGUUCUUGUGUAAGAUGCAGGGCCUGGACUCAGUGAUGGCGCUCUAUAGACAACAUAUGGGCCAGCUGCUAGACUGGCUGUCUGCCUCUGUCAGCACCUGGUCCAGUUACUCCCCACAGAGACUCCAACUGCAUAUCAUAGUCGUACAGUCAGGUCCAGUGAUAGGGGAGUUUGUGAGCCAGCUGAUGCCUCUGCUCCAGACCUGCCUCAAACCAGACAAAGACCCAGAAAUGAGGAUGAGCAUCUUCACAAUGCUUGCCAAGUUACUCGUGGACGCAGCCAACACAGUGGAUUCCCAGGGACAUUUCCGUGAUGAGUCGGAGAAGUUCCUGUGUGAUGUGCUGCUCCCUAACUUGGUGUGGCACGCAGGUCGCACCGCCGCUGCCGUCCGCACCUCAGCCCUCAGCUGUCUGCUGGCCCUCCUGCAUGGAGGAGCCAUCGCACCUGGACAGCUGCUGUGUCUAGAGCAGAAGCUGAGUCCCCAGGUUUUCUCAGCUCUUGAAGAGGACUCUCAGAUGAGCAGGCUGUUGGCUUCUCGCUCUCUGUCCACAAUACUCAGAUUGAUAGGAACGAGUCUGCACCCUGAGGCCCUCAACAAGAUCUAUCCUGAGUUAUUGAAACGUCUGGACGACAGUAGUGAGCAGGUGCGUGCUAUGGCUCUGCAGACCCUGGGGCUAUGGCUGUCCUGUCUGACCGAAAGCUACAGCCCUGAGCUCUACGCUCCUCACCUGCAGCUCUUCUUCCAGCAGCUCCUCCUACACCUGGACGACCCUGACAGCUCGGUACAGGACCAAGUGCUAGAGGUCCUGAAGAAAGGCAGCUCUGUCCACCCGGCUCUUCUGAAGAGUGAGGUAGAAGCAGUGAGAGACAAACAUCGGAGUCCUCUCUACUGUGACCAGUUGCUCCAGCACAUCGGCUAA
Molecule: messenger RNA, 2524 nt
Organism: Monopterus albus (swamp eel)
Lineage: Eukaryota; Metazoa; Chordata; Actinopteri; Synbranchiformes; Synbranchidae
Gene: dnaaf5
Product: dynein axonemal assembly factor 5
Exons: 13
Biological process (GO): outer dynein arm assembly; inner dynein arm assembly; cilium movement
Cellular component (GO): cytoplasm
Molecular function (GO): dynein intermediate chain binding
Source: RefSeq, a predicted model, not a curated record